GACAAAGCUCAGGCCCCAAGUGAUCACUUUCUGAGGGAGCCCGCCAUCCCCUAAGGCAGUUUUUUGGAGAGCCGGAGCUGAGGCGCGGGCUGAAGGGCUCCCUGCAGCCACCCACCAGGGCCCUCCCGGGGCUGAGUCCGGGCUGGAACAGAAGGAGGGCGGAGGAAAGUUGGGGUCGGGGCCGCAGCGCCGGGAGCGCGGAAGCCUGGGCCACUGUCCGCGUCUCAUGAAUAUGCAGGAGCCGCCUCCCACCCUCCGUGACGUCACGGGCCGUCCCGGGUUGAGCGCCGGAGCCGCUCCGGGUCCGAGCCAGUGAGCGCGGCUGCUGUCGGCGAGCGAGCGGCGCGGCGGCUGUACGGGAGGCCGAGCGCGGCGGCGCCGAAGCGCACGCAGCGGACAAGGCUGGGCUGUCCGCCGCCGGGCGGGUACCUGGAGGCGCAGCCGGCGCGGGUUGUGGGCGGCGGAGACAGCUCGUCGGCGGCGGCGGCGAGGAUGCUGACCGGGAGGCUGUGCUGGGUGCCGCUCCUGCUGGCGCUGGGCGUGGGGAGCGGCAGCGGCGGCGGCGGAGGGGGCAGCCGGCGGCGCCGCCUCCUCGCGGCUAAAGUUAACAAGCAUAAGCCAUGGAUCGAGACUUCGUACCAUGGAGUCAUUACUGAGAACAAUGACACCGUCAUUUUGGACCCACCACUAGUAGCCCUGGACAAAGAUGCACCAGUUCCUUUUGCAGGAGAGAUCUGUGCAUUCAAGAUCCAUGGCCAGGAGCUGCCCUUCGAGGCUGUGGUGCUCAACAAGACCUCGGGAGAGGGCCGGCUCCGUGCCAAGAGCCCCAUCGACUGUGAGCUGCAGAAGGAGUACACGUUCAUCAUCCAGGCCUACGACUGUGGCGCGGGGCCCCGGGAGACCGCCUGGAAGAAGUCGCACAAGGCUGUGGUCCACAUCCAGGUGAAAGAUGUCAAUGAGUUUGCUCCCACCUUCAAAGAGCCGGCCUACAAGGCUGUGGUGACAGAGGGCAAGAUCUACGACAGCAUCCUACAGGUGGAGGCUGUCGACGAGGACUGCUCCCCGCAGUACAGCCAGAUUUGCAACUAUGAAAUUGUCACGACUGAUGUGCCUUUUGCCAUCGACAGAAAUGGCAACAUCAGGAACACCGAGAAGCUGAGCUAUGACAAGCAACACCAGUACGAGAUUCUGGUGACCGCCUCCGACUGCGGACAGAAGCCUGCUGCGCAGGACACCCUGGUGCAGGUGGACGUGAAGCCAGUUUGCAAGCCUGGCUGGCAAGACUGGGCCAAGAGGAUUGAGUACCAGCCUGGCUCGGGGAGCGCGCCCUUGUUCCCCAGCAUCCACCUGGAGACAUGUGACGGGGCCGUGUCCUCCAUCCAGAUCACCACAGAGCUGCAGACCAAUUACAUCGGGAAGGGGUGUGACCGGGAGACCUACUCCGAGAAGUCCCUUCAGAAAUUAUGUGGAGCCUCCUCUGGCAUCAUCGACCUCCUGCCAUCCCCCAGUGCUGCCACAAACUGGACCGCAGGACUGCUGAUAGACAGCAGUGAGAUGAUCUUCAAGUUUGACGGCAGGCAGGGUGCCAAGAUCCCUGACGGGAUUGUGCCCAAGAACCUGACGGACCAGUUCACCAUCACCAUGUGGAUGAAACACGGCCCCAGCCCUGGUGUGAGGGCGGAGAAGGAAACCAUCCUCUGCAACUCAGAUAAAACUGAAAUGAACCGGCAUCACUACGCCCUGUAUGUGCACAACUGCCGCCUGGUCUUCCUCUUGCGGAAGGACUUCGACCAGGCCGACACCUUCCGCCCUGCCGAGUUCCACUGGAAGCUGGACCAGAUUUGUGACAAAGAGUGGCAUUACUAUGUCAUCAAUGUGGAGUUUCCUGUGGUUACCUUAUACAUGGAUGGAGCAACAUAUGAACCAUACCUGGUGACCAACGACUGGCCCAUUCAUCCGUCUCACAUAGCCAUGCAACUUACGGUUGGCGCAUGUUGGCAAGGCGGAGAAGUCACCAAACCGCGGUUUGCCCAGUUCUUCCACGGCAGCCUGGCCAGUCUCACCAUCCGCCCUGGAAAGAUGGAGAGUCAGAAGGUGAUCUCCUGCCUACAGGCCUGCAAGGAAGGGCUGGAUAUUAAUUCCCUGGAAAGCCUCGGCCAAGGAAUAAAGUACCACUUCAACCCCUCACAGUCCAUCCUGGUGAUGGAAGGUGACGACAUCGGGAACAUCAACCGUGCCCUGCAGAAGGUCUCCUACAUCAACUCCAGGCAGUUCCCGACUGCGGGUGUGCGGCACCUCAAAGUCUCUUCGAAAGUUCAGUGCUUUGGAGAAGACGUGUGCAUCAGCAUUCCCGACGUGGACGCCUACGUGAUGGUCCUGCGGGCCAUGGAGCCGCAGAUCACCCUCCGCGGCACGGACCGCUUCUGGAGGCCCGCCGCCCAAUUCGAAAGUGCCAGGGGGGUGAUCUUGUUCCCCGACAUCAAGAUCGUGAGCACCUUCGCCAAAGCCGAGGCCCCAGCCCCCAAAUCAGCAGUCUUAGAAGAAAUGCUUCACAACUUAGAUUUCUGUGACAUUUUAGUGCUGGGAGGGGACUUGGACCCAAGACAGGAGUGCUUGGAGCUUAACCACAGCGAGCUCCACCAGCGACACCUCGACGCCACCAACUCCACAGCAGGCUAUUCCAUCUACGGUGUGGGCUCCAUGAGCCGCUACGAGCAGGUGCUGCGUCACAUCCGCUACCGCAACUGGCGUCCAGCUUCCUUCCAGUCCCGGCGGUUCAGGAUCAAGUGCUCGGAACUCAAUGGGCGCUACACCAGCAAUGAGUUCAACUUGGAGGUCAGCGUCCUCCAUGAGGUCAGAGUCUCAGACAAGGAGCACGUCAACCACCUCAUCGUGCAGCCUCCCUUCCUCCAGUCCGUCCAGCACCCGGAGUCUCGGACUAGCGUCCAGCGCAGUUCAGUGGUCCCGAGCAUUGCCACAGUGGUCAUCAUCAUCUCCGUGUGCAUGCUAGUGUUCGUGGUGGCCAUGGGCAUGUACCGGGUCCGGAUGGCCCACCAGCACUUCACCCAGGAGACCGAGGCUGCCAAGGAGGCCGAGAUGGAUUGGGACGACUCUGCGCUCACUAUCACAGUCAACCCCAUGGAGAAACAUGAAGCAUCAGGGCGUGGGGAAGAUGAAACUGAGGAAGAGGAGGAGGAGGAAGUAGAAGAAGACAUAAGCUCCAGCAGCAGCAGCAGCAACUCAGACGACAGCGAGGAGGAGGAGGUGGAGGAAGGCGUGGGCAGGGGCAGGCAUGGGGAGAGUGGUGCCAGGCAAGCCCAGCUGGAGUGGGACGACUCCACCUUCCCCUACUAGUGCCCGCUGGCUGCGCCCACCCACCUGUCCCUUUUGUAAGCCACGCCUGAUGUAUGUGAGUCUAUCGCUGUCGCCUGUGAUUUCGAUGACACCCUGAGCAGCCCUUCCCCAGCCUCCUGGAACCCACCCCUCCUCCCUUGGGCGCUCCACAUGCUCCGGCCCUGGGGUGGUUCCAAGAAGCCCAGCACAUCCGCAGUGGGGACUUCAAGGUGGGCUUUGCCCUGCAGUCCUCACUGCUCCUGCCCUGGGCCCCCCGGCGUCCUGUCAGCCAGUCUGCAGAGUUCUGCCCCUGCUCUUCUCUGCAGGGCAGAAGGUCAGCCUUUGCAUCAGUCACCUCCCUGGGCUCUGUGUUCCCAGGGCCCUUGGGUCCCAACCUGCGGUGUGUGCACCUGACUCAGCAGCCUCUCCACACAGACCAGCGGGUUCUCCGGUGGCUUCAUCCAGGCAGGGUGGGUGGACUUCACACACCUGAGAUCAUGGUCCUUACCUUUAAAGGAAAAGUUCUUGUUGAGGCUGAAUUAAGCUCAUAGGGAGAGGUUCACACACUCAACAUGUGCACACUCUCUCCCCAGUUUGGAGGUCCUUUCCCUUUGACCUUUCUGAGGCCAUAUAAAGCUUAUUAUGAAAGGUACAAAACCUUGGCCACAGCAGGGCCGAGUCCCCAGCCAGAGCGCUCUGAGUGUGCCUGCCUGGACAGCUGCACAGACCCAUGUGGCUUUCCUGCUGCCGACUCACACCCAGUGAAACCACAGGAUCCAGGAAGCAUCCCACACAGGCACUGCCCCAGAGACGGCUGUGAGAAGUCUGCAGCCGGGGAUCAGAAGGAAGGGCUGAUGAGGUGACACCACCGGGCUUCAUGGUGGACGCAGGUCUGGGAGACAGGGUGGCUGGGCUCUCGCGGGCCAGAGGGCAGCCCGGGUGGGCAAGGCUCAAGCCACCUAGUCUUACGAUUCUCGUCCCCUAUUUCACCCUGGUUUACCUCUUAAAAUGCAUUCCUCUUGGAUGUAUGAGAACAAGUGUGAACUGCAUUAAGUCUAAAAUGAAAGCUUGAAAACUUAACUGCUAAGAAUUAGAAACAUUUGUUAUAACAGCUGCUUCUUUCUUCUCGUAAAAGGAGCAGUGCUUUGGGUGGAGGGCAAAUAUAUCUGAAAACCUAAUUUAUUUAUUUAUUUAUUUCUUAUUUUUUUAAUAAGGAAAUCUUUUCCAUUUCCUUCCUAACAUGGACACCUCAUGGGGAGAAUGGUUGCUAUAGUAACUGGUCUGUGAUCUUUUGUGGCCAAGAAAAUAGCAGGCAAGAAUUGGGGCCACUACGGGACCUCCCCAAGACUCGAGUGUCUCAGGCUUUGUCCUCAGCACAUGUGAUCCGGCCCUGUCCCCCCAGUCUCCUCCAGCUCAUCUCAUAGUGACUUGGCAGUGGCACUGACCUGGUCCCUAGUUACAGUGGCGUUCAGAUUCAAAAGUAAGUUCGGAGUCUAUUCACGCUAUUUCCUGUGUCGUCAAAACAGAGCUUCUGCAGGGGACCACUGUCAACGUCCUCUAGUCUGACCUUCACCCAGUGAGGACCCAGGAUAAGCCUUGGCAUCCUUCUGAUUCCAGAAAACUACCUUAUGCAGCUUUUUCAUCACCUAAAGUGUUUUUCUGCAUCUGUUCCUUCCUGUGCGCCUCACAGUAACUCUAGGAGGUAGCUGGGACAUCUGCUGUCAGGCACACUUACUUUCCUUAGGAGUAAACUGAGGUUCAAAGAUUCCAGGAGCUUGCUCAGAGUCAUUCAGAGACACAGACAAGACUGGACCCCACACACACACUUUCCACUUCUGGGCCAGUGCCCACCACUCUGAUUCUACUUAUGUUCAUGUUACACAGCUGACAAGCAUUAUUGAGCACUCACCCAGCAGCAGAGGGGAAGGGAUGAAGCUGAAUAAAAUAAGCUCCCCGCUCCGAGGACCUGAUAGUUGCAGAAGAGACACAAAGGGGCAUGGAAAUUGUACAAGAGAUGGGCGCAGAGGGAGGGAGAGAAGUCACAGGAAGAAGAGCCACACAGUCACAGACUCAGCCAGGGCUCCUAGUUUUCCUUCUUAGGGGAAACGCUGGCAGAAGCUUAGCGUUUUAUAUUCAUUGAGUGGAAAUAGACACUUCUCUGGAUUCUCCCAACCGAACAGCCCUUUGCUACCCUGCUGUGUCUGCACAUCCACAAGGAGGAAGUCUGUAGGAUGGUGCAGUCCUCUCCUUCCCCUCAGUUUAAUAAAAAGAGACCGUUCACUGGGGCAUUGAGGAGCGAACAGAAUUCUCCCAAAAUUAUGGCAGUAAAAACAAACACUGUAUAUGUUGAACACCAGUUCUUUUUCAAUUUGAUUUAAAAUAUCUAAGUCCUGCUCUCAUGAGCACACUCCUCUCUGCUCAGCCUUUGGGUUUGGCUGGUGUGAGGAAGGUUCCACACCCUCUGUGCAUCUGUGACGGCCACUCACUGCUCAGGACUGAGGCAGCUGUCGGGCAUGUGAGAUCUUCCUGUGUUUUGAGGGGCCGGGAAUAAGUGAAAGCAGCGCUUGGCUAGGGCAGCAGAGUCGUGGGCUGGACUUACACGUGGAGAAACAAGGGGUUGUCUGAGCCCUUCUGUAGAAGUCCUGCAGUAAAGGGUCAUGCUCUGCUCUCUGGAGCUUGAAGAUAGAUAGGCUGGUACCUCUCCAGUGGCUCAGGAAGGAGGAGGAGGAGGAGGAGGAAGAAGCUGAGACAGAAAAGACCAGCAUUGAAUGAGUUGCCCUAGUGGCAUAAGGCAAUCCACAAGGCAGCCACUGUUCUUAAAGAAUGCUGAAAGUAAGUUCUAGUAGGUUUAAUCAAAUGCUAUAAAUCUGACCAAAUCCCAAGUUCAUCUAGAUAACAAAGUGUCAUUUCAGUGAGACCGCUGUUCACUUUCACUUUCCUGAGUGCACUCAGUCCUCUCCAGGAGGGCAUAGACCACAGAUCUGUGCCUGUGGCAAGGGCUGUACCUUGUAGACACAGACCCUCCAGGGAGAGGGCUCCUGGUGGGCAGCUGGACUCUCUGUCCCUGUACGUGUCGCAGGGCUCGGCAAACUUGGUCUGUAAAGAGCCAGAUAGCAAAUAGAUUGGGCUCCGCAGGCCAUAUGGUCAACAAUCCUUCCACUCUGGCCCUGUAGCAUGAAACCAGACAUAGGCAAUUACUAAAUAGGUGAAUACGGCUACAUUCCAAAAUGACUUAUGGACACUAAAAAAAAUCAGGCAAGCUGAAUUCAUAUCAUUUUCCCGUGUCACAAAAUGUUAUUACUGUCUUGAUUUUUAUUUUCAACCAUUUAAAAAUGGAACCCCCCACCCCUGAGCCCACAAGCGCUAGAAACAUCAGCCAGCCCGAUUCGGCCCUCGGGUCACGGUUUGCAUGCUCCUCCCCGACAUGUGUGGAAAGCAGCCCUCCAUUAGCAGAUCACUGUCUUAGACCCUCCCUUAAAUCACCCAGUGGCUUUGCCUCCAAAAUGACCAACAAACAACACCACAGUCUUCAAUGAAGCUGUUUUAUGAGUCUGUGUUUGGAAGGAAAUGAAAGUGAGAGAGAUACUUGUUACUCGUUGACUGGACCCCAAGGUGGGCAGAUGCCCCUCCAGAGCUGAAGGCCCUGUGUCCAGGCUCUGACUGAUUGCCAAGCACUAACCCCGCUGAGCUGGACUCCCAGGCACAAGGCCUUCUCUGCAAGACUCGGCCCGUCAUGAUUUCUAAGACGGAGCAUUCAUUAUUUCAGACUGAUUUCUAUUUCAGCCCAGCUCACUCUAAAAAUGACUCUAAAGACUUGUGACUGUUUGAAUCGAUAGUGGCAUAAUCAGUAGAAAGCCCGACCCAGCACACUUCAGCAUUAGCACUCUUCUUGGCUCUAUAAUUCAACAUUAGCAAGAGGAAGAAAGGGGGGGCUUUCUCUUAACCACCCCUCAUUUAAAUGAACCAAAUCAGUUAUUUAAGAAAGUGAGGGGGUGGGUCUAAUUCUUCAAAAGAAUUUACCAGUGCAAAGUAGAUGCUUUUCAGCUACGAUCAUUCACAGGCCUUUGGGAGACCCUCAGACCCUCCUGCCGUGUUCUUUGUUGGGCUGCUGACGCACACGGUUCGCUCUCUGCAUCGGACUCCUCAAGGCUGAUGCACAGAAGCCCUUGGCACAACUUAAUUCGCAUGUGGCCUCUUUCCCUUGUCCAGCCGUAUGCAGUGAGCAAAGAGCUAUAUGGAAAUGAGCAAUGAAAGUUUCAAAGUCUGCCCCAGCACCUUCAUUUCCCUGUCUUUAUUUACUUUACUUCAUAAAUUGAUUAUUAACCUACUUUGUAGACCUUGCUCCAGUGCUCCUUUUGGCCCCUUUCCUCAGCUAGAAAGGAACGUUGGCUUUACAGGGGCUGCAGACUUGAAGGCAGACCUGGCUCUCCCAGGGGGACGAGAAGAACAGCAGAAGUCGCCCCCACCAGCAGCCCAGAAAGCUCUCCGACAUUUCCCAUUUCGGAGAGUGUGAAGAGAAUCAGCACCUCCUGAAUCAGAAUCUCUGGGAGUGGGACCCAGCCACCCGUGUUCUCCUGAGCUCUUCGGUGCUGGUGCCCCCUGAGGUGUGAGAACUACAGAUUCGGAGGAGGAGGAGAGUGACUUAGGCUGGCUCUGGGAGGAGAUGACAGCAAAAGAAAGUGGCCAACCACUGGUGAGGAAAGGGGGCCACCAGGCUCUAAUGCACAGUCCCCAAAGCAGGGUUCCAGAGCAUCCUGGUCCUAGUCCCAGUUCCACUCCUCCCCUCAGGCAGCAGCCGCUUCCUGCUGGCCUGGCCCUUUACAUCCUGCAGAGGCUGUAACGAGGCCACCCAUCCCCUAGGGAGGCCCCCAUUUGGGUCCCUCUUCAAGGGCUGUACUUCAGGGGAAAACAAGCUGCAGCAGUGACCCCGCAUCAGCAGGAGCCUCCCCAGUCCCCACGUGGCCUCUGUGCCGGUGGAGCCACCCGGGCCUGGAAUACAGCAGCAUGGUCGUUUAAGGACACUGCAGGUGCCUGCAGCACCGCUCCCUGUGUGACAGGACUGGGCGCACAGCGGCAUAGCCCCGGCACUGAAUCAGAGAGGAGACGAAUGGCUUUUCUCGCAAGGGCAGUAACUCUUUCUGGAUGUCACUGAAAGUGGAAAACAAAAACCAAACGCAAACCUGCAGCCUUCCCUACACACCAUCUGUCUUGGCCCUUGAAUUUCUAAAACCGGGCGCCAUCAAUGCUCCUUGUCCCCAUCGACCAGAUGCCUGAGGUCCGUCAAUUAUUGAUUUAGUCUUUUUAUUUAUAGCUUAAACUACGGAGAUCCACAAAGCUCUGGGAGGACUAGCUGGUACUCUAUGAGUCAUUCCCAACUAACUGUGGAAUAGAGUCUGCUGUCCAUAAGGAUUUCUGAGACUGGGAGGCAGAGGACUGAGGCACUGGGCCAUGGAGUGGGAAAACUAAAAAAAAAAAAAAAGAAAAGAAAAGAAAAAACAGGCUGGGAAAGAGCCUAGACACGUGGCCUUGGAGAGCUAGCCACUAUUGUGUUUACUCCUAAGAAUCCCCAUUCCCUCCAGAUCAGAGACACGUUCCUGGUCCUCUCCAGUCUCUUUGCUGAGUCCCCUCAAGUGCUCCAAGGACACCUCCAUUUUUCCAGCCCAGCCUGGAAAACAUCUGACUAAAUGGCCCACUGAUCUCCUCAGACCACAGAGAUGCUGUGGGGAGGAACUCAUCUCUAACAGGUAAGACGAUGCUGAGGAGAACACACAGGGCUGCCAGUUACUUGCUGGUGAGAGAGCUUGGGACCACCAGGCCCAGAAGGAAGGGUAAAGUACUUCUUCGUGCCACUUACAUCGGAGAGUUUUCUCUUCACAGCCUGGCCACUGUGUGUGAAUUCUCUGAAGAAACAUAUUUUUCCCCGAACUUUAAGGCAAUUUUAUGUGUUUCCCUGAGGUUAGUCAUUUAUUGCAAGAAGCCUGUUGUGGGAGAAAAGGACAAGGAAAGGGAUGUCAGGCAGUUGAUGGAGAGCCCUCUGGUUGUUCUGCAAGCAGGACAGGCUCUGUCUCACUGGCAGGUAAGACAGGGAGAUGCAUGGACUGAGGGUGAGGGGCUCAGAUCCAGCCAGGACACCAGGCAGAGUGAGUACUGAGAGCACGCUCACGGGGAAGACUGGGCCCGGGUGAGAGGUAUGUGACGCCUCCCUGACAGACUGCACCAGCUAGUUCCUCCCAUUCUGAGGAGCAGAGAGGAGCUGGGACCUCUGGACCACCGAAGUAACAUCUUCAGAGUCAGGGACCUUCCCCAUGAAAAUUUUCAGUUGAGUGAAAUAGAACCACAGCCAUCUGCCCUUCCCAGGCCCCAGGAGGGGUAUCUGAUGAGGGCCCUGGAACUUGUGGUUGUGUGAGGUGAGAAUGGCCCCUCCCUCUUGCCCCCUUGGCUGCAUAGGUCCCUUCCUCCAGGCAAGAAGACUAACUUUUCUAUCACAGUGCCUGAGGUGUCUAGCAUGGCACCUAGCCCAUAGCGUGUGCUCUGUAAACACUGAAGUACAUGACAUGUCAGAGAUCACUUGACUUCGAUGAAUGGACAAGGUUUGAAAAACUGAGAUGCUUCGGAUGAAGGAGGAGUGAAAAUGCAGUGGAUUGAGGACACCAUUCCUACUUAACAAAGGGGAAAAGGACAGGAGUUGGGGUGUUGGGGGAGUAGCCCCCUGCCAGCUAUGGCCAAAGGAGCCCCUAAGCAAGGACAAGCCUGGGUGGCCCUUGAUGGUCCCCUCGCUCUGCUCUACAGGCCAUGGGCAGCGUCCUGGCUGAAAGAGAGCCUCCGUCUGUUGAUGACCCUAGGCCUGUGCUGCUCUCCAGUCCCUUUUAUCAGAUUCACUGCAGAGGAGAUUCAUCAAGGUGAAACUCAAUUCCCAAUAGACUAAUGAAAAGAGGACAACAGACGUGCAAAGAGCCAAAAUGCAGACAGCGUGUAUUAAUCACAGGCAAGAGAAACGUGUCGGCUUUAAUGUCUAUUUGCUUUUAUCUUGAAAUGAAAAUGCAUCUCUGCUGCACAGACCCUCUUUUUCUGAGCAUUUCAGAACAGAAGUGGGAUGCACACGCACACACAGAGAGCACCGAGAGUUCUUUUCCCCAACAGAAAGAGCCAUCAGAGUCACAAGCUCAUAGGUUGUAUCUAUUUGCAAAAGCAGAGAACCAACCACAAGGCUCAGCUACAGACUCCAGUCCCUGUGUGGGGAGGGAGGGAAGGGCUGAGGAGGCAUCUGUGUUUGGGAGGUGGGGGGCUCCACCUGUGCCUGUGGGUCGCAGACGUGAAUAUACUCUGCACAUCCACCCCUGGACACAAAAGUGCACCAAUCCUGGUCAUGUGGACCCCUUCCCACCCCUCCCAUCACCCCAGUUUCCUAACAUGACUGCAAAGGAGCAGCUGUUGUGCAGGAUUCAGAAGAGGUCAUGCUCAGCAUCCCUAGUAAACUUCAAGUGGUAGAGAAAAGGCAGAAGUUUUUUGGAGGUCAGGAAGUUAGACUUGACAUUCAGGGCUGAUCACUCAAAAAGCAAGAAAAGAGAGUUGGGGAUGACUCCGUGUUGGAAAGGGAACAGGUGAGGUGGAAUCAGACUGACAGUAACCAAAACACCCCUCGCCCAGGAAGCCAGAGCAUGGCUCUGUCUUGAAAGCUGUAUCCAAAGUUCAGCAAACUUCUGGGUGCAUCUGGCAGUGUCACCACAGCGGCAGCCAGACCAAUUGCUUCAAAAGUCAGAGCUGUGGGAAGGUGAUUUCCGUUCUUAACUGAAGUAGUCAUGAUGUGUCACACCACUUGAUGGCUUCCAACCUGAACUUGGUGACUUCCAAACAAAGUUUUUGUUCCCUGAGCUCAACAGGCUUGGGAGGAGAUUGAAGAAAACCAGCUGGUGAGUUUAGAGAGGAAAAGUGUAUGUAGAAGUUGGUUGUUUUCAAAGAAACCUGUAAGUGUUAAGAUUUGGCUGUGCUAUGUUAUUGGCAUGGACAUCACAAUGUCAGUGAGGUAAAAUUCAGAAUGACCUGGUGGUGCCUUUGUUUGGAAUAUUAGUUAAUGUAUUAAGUAUAAAUUAUCAGAGACCAGUAGGCUAAGUACAGCUAAAUAUAUGCAUCAUAUACAUACCCCUAUCUAUAAUAGAGAAAUAAGUAAGAUAUAUAAUGAAGUUGUUAAUGGUCCCGACAAAUUUUAAAUUCCACAAAAGCACUAGUUUGGAUGUGACACUUUUUUGUAUUUUUGUUGUUUACUUUUAGUUCUCAAAGUACUGGGAACAGUGACUGGCACAUAGUAGGUAAGCUUUUGGAAAUGGAAGGUCCAGCUUGUCACCAGUUGGUAGACACUCAGCAGCAUCAUGAUACCCGAAUUGACUGAGCAACAGAGAAGCCUAGCCAUACCCCCAUCCCUGAUCAUCACGACCUGGCCUCUGUGACUCACAGAUUCAGCCAGUGUACAGCCAGCUGCAGGUACUGGGCCUGGCUCUGUCAGCAAGCAGUGACGGGUGUUGCACAUAGUGGGUUCACAACACUUAGCCCACUUCAGCAUCACACCCCACAGGCCACUUCCACAGGGAACAGGACUGAGGGCUUCCCUCCCAUCACCUCUGCCAUGCCCUAAACACCUGGUGAAAUGCUGUUGCAUUUUGCCAACUUCAGGCACAAUUCUGAAACUACAUGUCAAGUCCCGGGCUCAGCCAGUAGAAAAGGUCCAGUGGUUGCUUCUCUCAGCCCUUUCCUUCUCCCCUGUCUGGGACGCCACCACCAGUUACAAGUCUUGGAUGGCUGCUUAUCCUCAGGUGCCCACCACAGUGUGGGUGAGAAAGGUCGGAGGUACAGAGGUGAGCUUUCUCUCUUUGAAGCCUCCAUGGUGUUGGCUCUGCAGAGAGGACUGACCUCAGCCUCAUUUUCAGAAUCACCUUCAAUCACUGUUAUAGUCUGGGCAGUGACUGCCGGUCUGGGCGGGGUGUCUCCCAUGUCAGCGCUGCCAGGAGUGGGCCAGUGUGUCCCUGACUCACAUCAGACUGCUGAGCUAUUCCAGCUGCCUCAAAGAGUGAAUUGCUUUAGCCUAAGGAAUGUGUGUAUUUGCUAAACACACUGUUGUGUGUGUAUGAGUGUGAUGCAGUGCUGACUCUAGACUAUCUUGUUAGAAGCACCGUAUGCGUUUACGGAAUGUUGAAUCCAAUUUCAGGAGAGCACAUUGCCGAGUUGCUCCAUGAACGAGGCUGCCCAGUCGCAGCAGAGCAGAGAAAAUGCCCUCUCCCUGCCUCACACUCCCGGCACCUGUCCCCACCUACUGAGCGGCCCAGUCCGAUUCAGGCUGACACCGAGUGAGGGGCGCUGAGGAUCUGUGUGUAUGUGAAGAUCCAGGAAGAACUCAGACCCAUCACGGGAUUCUGCUGGGCUUCUUCCCAUGAUUGUGAUCUUAUCCAUGUUGGAAUCACAAACUUUAAAUUUCUAACAAUUAAGGUUCUUGCUGUUUCCAAGUAAUUUGUUAAAUGCUAUUCAACACAGAUAUUUAUUUUCAGCCUUGGCUUGUAAAUGCCUACAAACUGAUUCAUGCUGGUGGUCAUUACGACACUUUCUGUGAAUUGGUGAAUAAACAUGAUUUUAGAG
Molecule: messenger RNA, 12957 nt
Organism: Artibeus jamaicensis (Jamaican fruit-eating bat)
Lineage: Eukaryota; Metazoa; Chordata; Mammalia; Chiroptera; Phyllostomidae
Gene: CLSTN2
Product: calsyntenin 2
Exons: 17
Coding region: 493-3354 (953 amino acids)
Biological process (GO): positive regulation of synaptic transmission; positive regulation of synapse assembly; homophilic cell-cell adhesion
Cellular component (GO): postsynaptic membrane; cell surface
Molecular function (GO): calcium ion binding; kinesin binding; X11-like protein binding
Source: RefSeq, a predicted model, not a curated record